CUCAAACUAGAGUAUAUACAAAACGUAUAUGCAAAUCUGUUUUCUUUUGGUCAGACUGUUUUACGGAAUGAUUUCUUCUACUCUUAUCGCCACUGUCGCUUGUGGCGCCUUCGCUUCUCUUGUGAGAGCGGCACCACCCCAAGAAUGUUGUUCGAUCCUCUCCAAAGCGCUUCCAAUGAAUGUCUUCGCUAGUGGAUCUUCAACUUGGGAAUUUGAAAAUAAGGACUACUGGUCCUCGACUGCAGUUUUGGAUCCAAACUGUGUCUUUCUCCCAGACACAACAGCCCGUGUUUCUGAGGCAGUCACCCUCCUCGGGGAAAACGAAUGCAAGUUUGCCGUCAAAGGGGCCGGACAUAGCGCCAUCCCAGGAGCUGCUAAUAUCCAUGAUGGCAUCAUGAUGUCGUUAGCUUGGUUGAAUUCGUCAGACGUUCACCUUGAAGAUAAUUACAUCCGUGUUGGAGCAGGGCAGCCACUUGGUAAUGUUUUUGAGGCACUGGAUCCUCACAAUGUCGGAGCUGUCAUCGGAAGGUUCUCCAAAGUUGGCUUGGGGAUGGGAGUCGGUGCUGGUGUCUCAUUCUUCUCAAACCGUGAGGGCCUGAUGAUUGACAACAUUUUGAACUAUGAGGUUGUUAUUGCCAGUGGUGAAGUUGUGAACGCAAAUGCAACUAGCAACCCUGACCUCUUUUGGGCGCUCAAGGGCGGCAAUAACAACUUUGGCGUCGUUACACAUUAUGACUUGUCUAUAUUCAAGACGACUGGUCUCUACGGCGGCCAAGUUACCUACCCUGAAACAUCCCUCGACCAGCUUGCUGAUGUUAUCUACGACUACCAUGUUCAUCAGGCGGUGGACGAUGUCAACACGCACGCUCUUCCUCAAUAUGCUUUCGAUGGCAACUCCAAUGAGACCUCUGCCACGAUCCUGGUUGCGUAUAACGAUGCGGUAGACGAGCUCCCAGAGAUCAUGCAGCCAUGGCUCAAAGUUCCACAUUCAAAGAGCACUCUCAAGAGAAGAACCUACGGUGAUCUAGCUACUGAGCUUAAUGACGGGUUUCCAAAUGGACUUGUCCAGGAGCAGCGAGUGUUCACAGUAUACGCUGAUGAUCAAUUUUACAAGGAUGUCUGGUUCAAAUAUCGUCAGUGGCUCCAAAAAUAUAAAGAUGUGCCUGGAUUUUUCGGAAGCCAUGCGAAGAUGCCAAUCACUCCCCGACAAAUCGAAGAAGGAGUAAAGAAGGGUGGAAAUGCGCUCGGCUUGGAAAAGGGUCCGCAGGAUAAAACGUUGGGAAUCAUCUACUUCGGUGUGACGUUUAACAAUCCUGAAGACGCCCCCGAUGUUUUCCCUGCGCACAAAGAAUUCGUCGAGUCGAUGAUUGAGUUUGCUAAAAGCCGCAAAGUGCUUCACCCACUUAUCAUGCUUACAUUCUCCGCAUAUGACCAGCCAGCUAUUGCCAGCUAUGGAGAUGAGAACGUGGCCAAGCUGCAUGAGGUAGCAAAGAAAUACGACCCCAAAGGUGUCUUUCAACGACUUGUUCCCGGGGGCCAGAAACUACCUGCUCAGUAG
Messenger RNA from Coccidioides immitis RS, 1558 nucleotides. RefSeq lists its product as uncharacterized. NCBI's taxonomy places the organism in Eukaryota, Fungi, Ascomycota, Eurotiomycetes, Onygenales, Onygenaceae. The record is from RefSeq and is a predicted model, not a curated record. The transcript is spliced from 6 exons. The coding region runs from base 29 to 1558 and encodes 509 amino acids. Gene Ontology annotation, molecular function: FAD binding.